AUCCCCAGCUCAAGGGCAUAGUGACCAGGUUAUAUUGCAGGCAAGGCUACUACUUGCAAAUGCACCCAGAUGGAAGUCUCGAUGGAACCAAGGAUGACAGCACUAAUUCUACAUUGUUCAACCUCAUACCAGUGGGACUUCGAGUUGUUGCUAUCCAGGGUGUAAAAACAGGCUUGUAUAUAGCCCUAAAUGGAGAAGGAUUCCUUUAUACAUCAGAACUUUUUACGCCGGAAUGUAAGUUUAAGGAGUCUGUUUUUGAAAACUAUUAUGUAAUCUACUCGUCGAUGCUGUACAGACAGCAGGAAUCGGGUAGGGCCUGGUUCUUGGGACUCAACAAAGAAGGGCAAGUCAUGAAAGGCAAUAGAGUGAAGAAAACAAAACCAGCAGCUCAUUUUCUACCGAAGCCAUUGGAAGUUGCCAUGUAUCGAGAACCCUCUCUACAUGAUGUUGGGGAAACAGUGCCAAAGGCUGGGGUGACGCCAAGUAAAAGCACAAGUGCAUCGGCAAUAAUGAAUGGUGGAAAACCAGUGAACAAGAGUAAGACCACAUAGCCAGAGCCUUGGGGAUGUUGUGACUUACGGAACUCUCUAUGUACAGCUGAGCACUUUAUCCUUGCAAGACUCUCCCACUCUGGUGUCUGCGGAUUGGCUGGAAGCAAGUGACGGCUUGCUCUGUACUCCUUCCAAAUCUGUAACUCCUCCCACAGCAAAAGACUUCUGGAUGACCAGCUGAACUCCGACCAUAGAAUGCCCUACCAGAUAUGGAAUGCCUUUUAAUCUCUUUUCUGUGACUGUGACACCUCAUGUGAAUGGCAUACUUCACAAGUACACUUGAUAUCUCUUGCCUGCUGACAGUUACCCAUAACUCCCCCUUUGGAGCCCAGGAGACCCCCCUCCCCUCCCUCCCCUGUGUUUCAAGUUCAAUUUUGUAGCCCACAGAAUAAUAACAAGUAAUUUCUAGAUAGAUGCUGUAAAACCUGUGCUAUUAUGGAUUUUUUCUUCCUCCUCUUUUUUAUGAGGCUGCUUGCUCCGCUGUCUGUGUGACUCCUUUGCAGGGAUUAUGUUUUGCUCAGAUUGAAGCGUUGCUGAUGGCUUAGUUUUGGAAAGCAAUCAGAGAACUAGGGGAGCCUUCAAAACCCUGUUAGGGAUCGUACCUGUAAAAGAUAGGAUCAUUGCAAAUAAGGAUUGCGCUUGAAUACAGUCCAGUAUGUUCCCGAGGAAGGAAAAGCAUCAUGUGUGGCUAGUCAACAACCUUUCAAGGCCAAUGUUUGAUACCCCCUGUGUGUGCGUGUGUGUGUUUUAUACAUAUCACAGACUUACUGGUAAUGGUAACAUUUGCCUUGCCCAGCGAGCAAGACCCACAUAUUUUUAAGAAAGUGGGUCCAAAGAACUCUGUAGGCCUUGUAGGCCUGAAUUAAGGCUCAUUUUUCAUCUACUAGUACUCAUUAUCUGAAAUUCAAAAGAAAAAAAAAUAGAAUGAAUGGGAAUUCUGCUACCUACGUCUCUUUCAAAACAAUAGAUUCCUUCUCCUGUUUUUAAACAAUGGAACGUAAUCCCAUCUUUAUUUAUGGCUGUAGUUCACUCUUACUCAGCAAAGCAUGGGCAAGGAAGUUGUGUUUUUCUCUGCAGCACCAAUGCAAAAGAUAGUUACCGAUUAUACUUUAAUAUUUUCAGUGUUACAAAGAGAGGAAAGAUUUUUAACAUAUUUGAAGGGUUCCUUUGCAUUUCUUUGAUAGCUUAGCAUGCAAAGUCCAGGCAAUAUAUUGUUUUAUCUAUACCACAGCACUAUGUUUCCAGUCCAGCUUCUUGGGAUAUUAUGGCCACCAAAUUGCUAGAUUUUCGGUGCCUUGCAUUUAUCUUAUUAUUUUGGUUUUCCCUGUAUUCUACAAAUUUAAGAAAAUUCUAAUGAAAGAACAAGGUCAAGAAUGUUUCUUUUUUGAUUACUAAAUGAAAUAAAUACUAGUAUUUAUUUAUUUUUUGAUAGAGAGCCUUGAGGCCAAAAUGAAAGAAUAGUACAGGCUAUUCUUACAAAACACUCUUAUGGAUAAAUUUUUCAAAGUAGAUACUGGGAAACUAUAUUGAAAACAAGAAAGCAUGAUGUGGACCAAAAUGUAUCUUUGUUCUGGAAAAUCAUGUAUGAAAUGUCUAAACAUUUGCACUCAUGUUUGUUUUCCAUUUCAACUUUGGAACUUUUUUUUCAACGUGAUUUUAAAUAUUGGUUUACUUUUCAUAGUUAUUAUGGAAUGUUCAGAUUUCCUAUUUGGUUUGGUGGUAACAGAUUAAACUUUGAAUUAACUCUUGAAUCUUGAUUCAUAUCAACUUCUAUUUGAAUAAGUAAGCCCUUAAGGUAGGUGUGUAGCACAUUGCUAGUAGGUUAUUCAUGUACAACAGGAGUAUUUGACCCUCCAAUUUCUUGGUUUCUCCAUGCAUGGUAAGAGGCUGUUUUAAGUUGAUUUCUUUCAGCCACAUAAGUGAAGCACAUUAAACAUUAUUCUGUUCCCAGAAUUUAGUAGCAUUUGAAAAAGAACAACAAAAAAGAUUAAAAGUGUUUUACAAUAAAGGAAAGAAUUGGCACACAAAAAUGAACCAUAAACAUCCUUUUCUCCUUGGCUUCUAGAGAAGGAAUAUCUUAGAUAUGGGAAGAAGGCUUUUUUUAAAUUUUAUCCCCACACAGGGUAGAAAGGAGUCAUUGUGGUUCUCCACAAGUGGCCUGGGGGACUUUAGAAGCCAUGCCAUUUCAGACACUCUGCAUAGUAGACACAGAAUUGGUCUCUGCCCAGCUCUACCAGCCUGUCACAUUUUUUUUUCUGAAUUUUGAAAUGUUUUGUGGGGUUUUUUCCUAGAGCACCAGUUAUUAGAGGCUGCUUACUUUGAUUUUCAGUAUACUUCUGUACUGUGCAACUGAAAGCUCUCAGACAAGAGUGCAAAAUAAAAAGUGUGAAAUGUAUCAUUUCCCUUUCAUUUUGAUGAUGAUGAUGAUGAUGAUGAUGAUGAUGAUGAUGAUGUAGUAUGGAGCUUGGAGAGGGGAGAGGUUGGGGGCUUGUAAAUCACCUCAGGACUUGGAACCAAACAUAAACCAUGAAGCAUAAGGUGAGGUAACAUCAGCUUGUCAACUCAUUUUAUUAUGCCAGUAAGAUUUUUUUUUUCUGCUGCUCCAGACUUGUACUCAUUGCACAAUUCUUCUGUUGGGGCACCUUUUCUUCUCUUUCCAUGUACAAAGAGGUUUUGGGGCCAGAAUCAAGAUUAGCCAAAGGGAACUACUCUCUUUUGCCAGUUGCAAUACAUUCCCUUAAAUUUUUACAUUCGUGCCCAUACUGCCAUGUCAACCAGCCAUGUAGUUAAUAAGAAGACCGAGUUCAUGUUUGUAAAUGAUUGGCACUAUAUACUAUAAGUAGAACACAUGUAUUCCCCUCUUUGUUGUAAUGGAUGUAGAUUGCCUUCACACCUUCCAUGACUGGGAGGAUCUUAAAUAAGCUUAUUUGAGAAUCUAAAUCCAUUUCAGCACAGAGGAGAGAACGUGUGGUUCCUUGUACUUUAGUUACUUUUUUUAAGUUUGUCUCAUCUGUUUGCAUGGGAAAAGGAUGGUAAUAAUGAUUUGCAUGUAGUAGGCUAUAUGUAUCAGACCUGUUGGUAUGUACUGCAAAACUGACAUACAUAUAAGCAACAAGUUUGUCUGCAUUGUACAGUUUGUGUUUAUUACCAUUUUGUUGUAUACACAGAUACAGC
Thamnophis sirtalis is the source of this 3725-nucleotide messenger RNA. NCBI's taxonomy places the organism in Eukaryota, Metazoa, Chordata, Lepidosauria, Squamata, Natricidae. The record is from RefSeq and is a predicted model, not a curated record.